GCGUGGUAAUCGCUCUGUGAAUUGGCUUGUUUCGGAUGUAAAUAAUACGAAAUGAGAGCGUUAAUAUUUUGAAAAAACAAAAAAUGUAUAAUAAUAAUAAUCUGCUCACCCCUACAGGCGGUAGGAAGAUCUUGUAGUGUUGUUGUUACAUCAGGUCUUUGUCAGUAUUAUCAAAGCUGGGAAGGGAGUGAAACGCUUGGAGGACCAUGAGUGAGCUGGAGCAGUUGCGGCAGGAGGCAGAGCAGCUGCGCAAUCAGAUCAGGGAUGCCAGGAAAGCAUGCAACGACUCCAGCUUGUCCCAGAUUACAGCUGGUCUGGAUUCAGUUGGAAGGAUCCAGAUGAGAACGAGGCGGACACUCCGAGGCCAUUUAGCCAAAAUCUACGCCAUGCAGUGGGCUACUGAUUCUAGGUUACUAGUUAGUGCCUCACAAGAUGGCAAACUCAUCAUUUGGGACAGCUACUCCACAAACAAGAUUCAUGCCAUUCCAUUAAGGUCAUCAUGGGUGAUGACUUGUGCCUACGCUCCCUCAGGGAGUUACGCAGCCUGCGGAGGCCUGGACAACAUCUGUUCCAUCUAUAGCCUUAAAACCCGUGAGGGCAACGUCAGAGUCACCAGAGAACUUUCUGGACACACAGGUUAUUUGUCAUGUUGUCGCUUUCUGGAUGAUAGUCAGAUAGUCACCAGCUCUGGAGAUACUACAUGUGCUCUGUGGGACAUUGAGACCGGUCAGCAGACCACCACAUUUACAGGGCACACUGGAGAUGUGAUGAGCCUGUCCCUUAGUCCAGACUCUAGGACCUUUGUGUCAGGUGCCUGUGAUGCAUCCUCCAAAUUGUGGGACAUCCGAGACGGAAUGUGCAGACAGUCUUUCACCGGACAUGUUUCUGAUAUAAAUGCUGUCAUUUUCUUCCCGAAUGGUAAUGCAUUCACUACGGGCUCAGACGACGCCACUUGUCGUUUGUUUGACCUUCGCGCAGACCAGGAACUGAUGAUGUAUUCGCAUGACAACAUUAACUGCGGCAUCACCUCUGUGGCCUUCUCUAAGAGUGGCCGUCUGCUGCUCGCUGGCUACGAUGACUUCAACUGCAAUGUAUGGGAUACUCUAAAGGGAGAGCGUGCAGGUGUUCUAGCUGGGCAUGACAACCGGGUCAGCUGUUUGGGGAUAUCAAGUGACGGCAUGGCUUUGGCCACCGGUUCUUGGGACAGCUUCCUUAGGAUAUGGAACUGAUCUCACUGGGUUGUACUUUUUGGAGCCACUCGUUCUGAUCAUACAAUCACUGUAGUGCACCGCUGACACACAGGACCCUUCCCCCUCCAUCUCCUCCUUAUAGAAGACCUAGUUUCUUCAUCAUCUUUUCUUUCUUAGACCGUAUUUUCCCACCAUCCUGCAAGAGGUGAGGAUAUUGAAGAGCCUUCCCUGGCUCUCUGUCUUUUGGGAUUCACGUAUGACUCAAGGUGGUGAACAGGCUUUGUUGUGUAUAUAUCUGCCAUUCUUUGUGCUUGUAUGUAUAACAUAUACACUUCUGACAGUGUUUGGGUGUCCUGGUGUGUGGAUACUCGUGAUGGAUGUCUUCACUAUCCCCGUUUUCUUUUCCUGCUUAUUUUUAUUUUCUUUGUCCCCAGUCACAGUGGUAUUUGCCACACAGUGGCCAGUGUUAUUAACUAAGGGAUUAGACUGCCACAGUAUUGUAGGCCAUCAGUGUUUGACCGUUGACCUUAAUUUAGUUCGCAUUAGGAAGCAUCAGUGUUGAGUCUGUUGUGUCAUAAAUGGUUCAGGCUCAGCUUGCUAACGUGUAGUUGUGAGAGAAACACUGACGUCACUGAGCUUGUCUGCUAUCCUCUAAGCUUGACCGUAAUGUUUACCGUGUUUCAGUGUAUUAAAAACUGUAUUGCAGUCUGCACAGAAGGAUUUACCAUCAGCCUGUCUGUCCAUCUGUCUUUAUUAUCACUAGAUAUACUAUCUGAGAUUUGCUGCUUUCCAAACUGAUUCGGCUGGAUAUAUGUAAUAGAUUUAUAGUUAAAGGGAUCGUUCACCCACAAGUGUAAUUUGUUGUCAUUUGCUCACCCUCAUGUUGUUCCAAACCUGUAUGUCAUUGUCAAGAUUGAGAUGUUUAUGCUUUAAUUUUAAGAAAUUUAAGUUGGUAUUAAUUUUACAGUUGCAAUCAAAAUUACUCAACCCCCUAUAGACUGCAGUACUUUACAAAUACAAGCUUUUUUAAAGAUCCAGGAUAAAAUCAAAAUUGUAUCUAUAACAGUUCACUGGCAUAUUAAAAGUGAUAUUGUCAAUAUAUAAUGUAAUACUUUUGAGUUAUAAGAUUUGUUAAUAAUACUGCUAUGUCAUAAUUAUUCAACCCCUAUUCAACAUUGCUGUUUUUAAAUCACUUAUUUGCAUGGUGGGGAAUAAAACAGUCUCAAAACACAAUUAAGCUUUUAGAAACUUAUUAAAAACAGAAUUAGCUUGAACCGUUACACAUACAGUUUGGCCUAUGCAUGUGUUGUAGUUGAGUAGUAAAAAUGUCAACAGAGAUCUCACAAAAGCUAAAGAGAAUAAAUAUCAUAGUACUUUAGAAAGGCUAAGGCUAUAUGAAGAUUUCCAAGACAUUGAAAGUUCCUAGAGACACAGCUCUCAGCCUUGUUUCUUAGCUUAAAGUGUGUUUUAUCAGAAAAUCUUUGAGGUUGUGGAAGAAAAAGCACAAUAACAUAAAAUGUUUAAUCAGAGCAACUGAGAAAAUUCUGCAAUGUUAAGCCAAAGACUUGCAAGAUGACCCAAUGAAAGGAGGGAAACCAUUUCAAUGUAAGAAGAACACUAGACAAGUAUUGCCUUUAUGUUGAGACAUCUUGUAGAAUACCACUCUUGAUCAAGAAGAACAAAGGACAACAUGAACUUGAUAAAAUUCAUUUGUGUAGACUUGUGGAGCUCUGGAGGAAUGUUAUAUGGAGUGAUGUGACCAAACUGGAACCUUUUGGACCCAUGGAUCAGCGGUAUGUCUGCUGCAAAAAGGCAAAGCUCAUAAGCAGAAGAACACCAUCUCCAUCCUCAAACUUGGAGGUGGAUCAGUCCUGUUAUGGGGUUUCUUUACUGUAGAAGGAAGUGGAAAUCAUGACGGUAUGAAGGACAUCAUGGAUUCUUUAAAGUGUCAGGCCAUUUUGACAAGAAUUGUGAUGCCUUUGGUGCAAAAACUGAAGCUGAUGAUCAAUGGACUUUCCUGCAGGCCAGUCAUACCAAAGUACACAUCCAAAUCUACUACUGCUUGGUUCAGGGAUCAGUCAUAGAAUGUACUUGAGUUACCUGUUCAGUCUCCAGGCUUAAUUCUCAUUUCAAAUAUCUGGUUGAAUUUGAAGAAAGCAGUGGCAAUGUGAAAACCAAAGAUGAUCAGUGAUCUGAAAGCUUUUUCAGGUGUGGAAUGGGCCAAAACUGUAGUAGAGAGGUGACAGAAAUUUUUUCUGCACAAAGGGGGUUGACUAAUUUUGAACAUGAAUGUUUAGAGCCAAUUUGAAUUUUAUCAUGAUUCAUCAAUGUUCCAUUCUCAGAAUCACUCAAAAGUGUAUUAACAAACUUUCUCUAAUACUUUACUGAUGUCUUUGUUAAAUUGAUUUCAUAAAAUUUUAUCCUCCACAGCAAAUUGUCUUGCAAGUCAAGGGGGUUGAAUAAUUUUGAUUGCAACUGUACCUCUGCAACCAGAUUGAGUGGGCUGAAUGAACUCAAGAACUGAAUCAGAAUGAACCAAUUCCUUAACAAUCCAACGAGAUUGCAUAUGUCACUGUUAUCAGUGAAUUACGACUUUUCACGAAAAGCUGUUCUAUGUCUUAAGACCUAAAGUGGUACAAAUAUCAUAUGGACCACUUUCAUGGUGCUUUUACAUCUGUGGAUGCACAAAAAAUGGGUUUGGAAUAACUUGAGGUGAGGGUAAGUGAUGACAUUUUAAUCUGAACUAUUUCUGGAAAGUUUAGGGUUAAGUCUUUUGUUUUAAUCCAAACACCAAACAUGGCCUUGAUGCUUUGUGAGACUUUACCAUUUGUGAGCAGGCUCAAAGUGCAACCUGAUACCUAACAAGAGGCCUUGGUCACUGCCACUCUGACAUUGUCUGCCUUUCUACACACGUUAUGAACACCUGCCCUCUGAGAUGAAGACCUAGUUAGAACUGUAUGCUUUUGCACUAGAAAAUAGUCACGUGAGACUGCACACACUGGUGUUUCUGCACAUACAGUAUUUCAUUUAAUAUGCUUCAGCUCUGUGACAAAAAAGCUGGAAAAACUGUCAUGGACCACAAGCUACACUGAUGUGAGUAUUGAAGGUAUAAAGCCCUUUGUCUGCUUCUGUAAAAUAACAACAAAAAAAUGCCAAAUUUCACUUGAACCAUAAAUAAUCAGUUUUAAUUUGUGCCAAUCAGUAUGAAUAAAUAUAUAGACUGGC
Molecule: messenger RNA, 4415 nt
Organism: Carassius gibelio (silver crucian carp)
Lineage: Eukaryota; Metazoa; Chordata; Actinopteri; Cypriniformes; Cyprinidae
Product: guanine nucleotide-binding protein subunit beta-4-like
Exons: 10
Coding region: 207-1229 (340 amino acids)
Biological process (GO): G protein-coupled receptor signaling pathway
Cellular component (GO): cytoplasm; heterotrimeric G-protein complex
Molecular function (GO): protein binding; signaling receptor complex adaptor activity
Source: RefSeq, a predicted model, not a curated record